AUGGGUUUGGAGUAUAAGAAGAUACACGCGUGCCCUAAUGAUUGCAUAUUGUAUACAAAUGAUUUUGCUACACUGAAAGUGUGUCCCACAUGUGGAUUGUCGCGGUUCAAAAAGAAAACUGAUGGAAGUAAUGGUGAGGAAGAAAUAGAGGGUCCCCCUGCUAAGGUCUUAUGGUAUUUGCCAAUAAUACCUAGGUUUAAAAGAUUGUUUGCCAUUAAAGAAGAUGCAAAAAACCUCACAUGGCAUGAAAAUGGUAGAAAAUGUGACAACUUUCUUCGACAUCCAGCUGAUUCUCCGCAAUGGAAGAGGAUUGAUGAAACAUUUCCAGAAUUUGGUGCAGAGUCAAGAAACUUGAGAAUUGGUUUAGCUACAGAUGGCAUGAAUCCUUAUGGGAACUUAAGUAGUAAACACAGUUCAUGGCCAGUUUUGUUGGUCAUUUAUAAUUUGCCUCCUUGGCUAUGCAUGAAGAGAAAAUAUAUUAUGUUGUCUAUGAUGAUAUCAGGUCCCCGACAACCAGGAAAUGACAUAGAUGUGUAUCUUAGUCCAUUGAUUGAUGACUUGAAAAUGUUAUGGGACACAGGAGUGGAGGUGUUUGAUGCAUAUCGUGAAGAAAAAUUUACCAUGCGUGCAAUGUUAUUUUGCACAAUAAAUGAUUUUCCAGCAUAUGGUAACCUGAGUGGGUAUAGUGUGAAGGGUCAUUAUGCAUGUCCUAUAUGUGAAGAAAACACAAGUUAUACCCAAUUGAAACAUGGGCAAAAGACUGCGUACACUAGGCAUCGUAAGUUUCUUGUUCGUAGUCAUCCAUACCGUAGAUUGAAGAAAGCAUUCAAUGGAAGUCAAGAGGAUGAAAUUGCCUCGACACCGCGCAAUGGUGAAGAAGUAUAUCAACGGGUGAAGAACAUUAACAUUGUGUUCGGAAAGACGCAAAAGAAGUCAACUGAGAGAAAUAUCUGGAAGAAACGAUCAAUAUUCUUUAAUCUUCCUUACUGGUGCAAGUUAGAUGUUAGACACUGCAUAGAUGUGAUGCAUGUGGAGAAAAAUGUUUGUGAUAGUGUAAUUGGGACAUUGCUAAACAUCAAAGGAAAGACUAAAGAUGGAGUGAAAGCACGACAAGAUUUGGUGGACAUGGGUAUACGUUCUGAGUUACAUCCUCAGUCUAUUGGAAGACGCACUUACUUGCCUCCAGCUUGUCAUACUCUAUCAAAGAAAGAAAAAAAAAGCUUUUGUGAGUGCUUAAGCAGUGUGAAAGUUCCACAAGGGUACUCCUCAAAUGUUAAGAGUUUGGUGUCUAUGCAAGAUUUGAAGUUGAUUGGUUUAAAGUCUCACGAUUGUCAUGUGUUAAUGCAACAACUUUUGCCUGUGGCUAUUCGUAACAUUUUACCAUCUUCUGUUAGAGUUGCUAUUACUCGAUUGUGUUUAUUCUUCAAUGCCAUUUGCAACAAAGUAAUUGACCCUGUAAAGUUAGAUGAGUUAGAAAAUGAAGCAAUCACAAUCUUGUGUCAAUUGGAAAUGUAUUUUCCACCUUCAUUUUUUGAUAUCAUGGUGCAUUUGAUUGUUCAUUUGGUUAGGGAGAUUCGAUUGUGUGGCCCGGUUUAUCUUAGAUGGAUGUACCCUGUUGAGAGAUACAUGAAGAUCUUAAAAGGAUAUGUCAAGAAUCAAUACCGCCCAGAAGCCUCUAUUGUGGAGAGGUACAUUGCAGAAGAAGCCAUUGAGUUUUGUUCAGGCUACAUGUUGAAAUCAGAACUAAUAGAAAUUCCCAAGACUCGACAUGAUGGGAAACAAUUUGGUAAGGGUACUCGAAGUUUAAAGAUUAAAACUGUGAGUCGAACAAAAGUUAACCAAGCACAUUUGUACAUAUUGAACAAUACUGAUGAAGUAAUUCCUUACAUAUCUGAACACAUAGAUGAUUGA
Molecule: messenger RNA, 1911 nt
Organism: Cajanus cajan (pigeon pea)
Lineage: Eukaryota; Viridiplantae; Streptophyta; Magnoliopsida; Fabales; Fabaceae
Source: RefSeq, a predicted model, not a curated record